Haliotis rufescens (red abalone) is the source of this 993-nucleotide messenger RNA. RefSeq lists its product as uncharacterized. The coding region runs from base 14 to 898 and encodes 294 amino acids. The transcript has 25 exons. NCBI's taxonomy places the organism in Eukaryota, Metazoa, Mollusca, Gastropoda, Lepetellida, Haliotidae. The record is from RefSeq and is a predicted model, not a curated record.
GAUUCUGAUCGUCAUGAAGUCACUGGUCCUCUUAAUGUUGGUUUUUGGAACCGUAGCUGCAGAUGCCGAGGAAACAUCGCUCCUUGAUAUGAAGGAAAGUCUUCAAACAAAAAUCAAGGAGGCUGUUCCCACUGACGACUUUGUUAAAGUUCUCCUUGAUAUCGAUGUCGAGGAUAUUUUAAAAGUUCUUGAACAAGUUCCGUUGGAGGAUCGCAAGAAGCUUUGUGAGCUGAUGCCAGCCAGGCGCAUGGCAGAAUAUUUCGAAAGGUUACCUGUCGAGGAUAGAGAAAAAGUUGGAUCCUGUCAAGGUGACUUGAUCAGAUAUGAAGACAGGCCUGGACAAGUAGACAAGUUUCUGCAAACGUUAACAGGCAAAGAACGAGUGGAACUUUAUGACUAUUUCAACAAGACGAGCAUUCUACAACUCUAUAGGGGCCUCCCGGUUCCCAAUGAAGAUUUCAGUUUUCUGGGAAAACAUCCUGAAGAAAUAAAGAAGACCCUUUUUGCUCAGAAAAAAAAGUUCAAGCCCUUUGACGAUCUUCUUCAGUUACCAUUGGAUCAACAACUGGAAAUGUGGAAAGGCUUUACGCUUAAAGAGCUCAGAAAUGUUUUCAAAGUUACAGCAUGUCCACUCAGAGAUGACUUUGACAUUGGGAGAAUGAUCAACAAUAUGCUAAUAGCGUUUGGCAAAGAAGAUAAUGACAAUAUUAAGGGAACAGAGGAUGAAGAUUUGGAGAAAUCACAGGGGAGUGCAUAUACGCAUUGGAAUCGCGCUGAUGCACCUGGGGACGAAGAAGGAAAUGGAUAUGAAGAACCCUUCUUCAAGCAGAUAAUUGAGAUCCAACUUGGACAAUCCAAGGGAAUAAAAGUGGAACAGACACCAGAAAUACAAAAAUAAAUGAUCAGCUGGACACGAUAGUCUCCUGAUGUGAUGUCCUUGGACGUGUCCUUGUAAACUGACGUAAUAAACAUCUUGAUGACACAAAACUGAAA